AUGUCCUUUAUGGUUUUUAAUAACCGUGUGAAUACUUCAAGAGAACGCGGUAAACAACACGGGAUAAAAGCAGGUAUGACUGAUUUUAUACCCCGUCGAAGAGCAAGAAGUGUUCUCACCCCGGACGAAUACGAGAAGCUUUGUUAUCGAGAACACACGUUGUUCGAACUCCCUCUUGAUAAAUUUGAUGAAGAAGAUGAACAUUGUGUUGAAUGUUGUACCAUGAAAUCAUUAGGACGAUGGUAUGAUGGAAACGCUAGGGACAGCUCGGGGUCAAUAACAGAUUCUCUUACUGAUGAUAGCGUUGAUGGUGGUUAUUCUCCACUAGCGGAGAAACACUUCGAAGUAGCGUACAACAGGGGUGUGUUUAGCGAGGUGACCACCCACAACCGAAGCGCGAGGAAGAAGAGUUACGAUAGAUUAUAUAGAAGGCCGAAGUUGCGACGACAUAACUCGGAAAAAAACGAUAACGAAGACAAUAAUGACGAUGGCAUGUUAGACUUUCCACGUAAACGUAGUGUUUCGUUCGAUUCAGCAAACGUGCCAGCGCAUGCGCAGAGAAAAGCGCAUCACCGCCACAAGAAGGAUUCGAAAACAAAACGUGGAGAUAAGAUAAGAGAGAAACUUUCAAAUAGCGGGAUUAACUUGCUAGAUACGUCAAGUGUGAUGACUUUAGACGAAAUCCACGAUCUACAACAGCGAUUUUAUACGGCCAUGACUUUGAAACCAGAAAGGUCAAUGUCUAGUUCAGACGGUAACUCUCACAAGAAGGGAGAAAAAGAUCGAGACAGAAGUGUUUCAUUCAAUUAAUCGAUGUCAACUCGGAUUGGUUGAUUUCAAGAAUUGUUCUAUUUAAUUGGUAGAAAAUGUUGCGCUUUGCCGCACUCUUUCUUUUUAUACAAUAGCGUUAAUGUGACGUUUGUACAAAAAAAACAAAAAUUUUGUUUUUGUAAUAUAAUUUUUAUAACUUAUUCGUAUUUGUAGCAGUCGUUUUCAUACAAUAUUUUAAAGGAAUUGCGUUCUUUGCUGCGUCUUCCAUACUAUUGGCUUUGUUUAUUAAUUUUCUGCACCAACUAAAAUUUUCUGACAUUUUAAAACCACAGGGAAAAUUUCCUUUCCAAGUUCUUUUAUUUUUCUUGUUAUUUUUCCAAGAUUCCCACCGCAACAUUGCGUUUUGAUUUCUUUUUGUGUCCAUGACUUAUGUAAAUAAUGUAAAUAGCUUUAAAGACAAUUGAGUUAUUGUAAAUGAAUUAUUUACCGACGCCAUAAAUAGAUGUACUUUAGUACAACAUCUGAA
Molecule: messenger RNA, 1297 nt
Organism: Hydractinia symbiolongicarpus
Lineage: Eukaryota; Metazoa; Cnidaria; Hydrozoa; Anthoathecata; Hydractiniidae
Exons: 2
Coding region: 1-810 (269 amino acids)
Source: RefSeq, a predicted model, not a curated record